This is a messenger RNA of Malania oleifera, 3968 nucleotides long. RefSeq lists its product as uncharacterized. Bases 380 to 3802 code for a protein of 1140 amino acids. The transcript is spliced from 10 exons. The record is from RefSeq and is a predicted model, not a curated record. Lineage: Eukaryota; Viridiplantae; Streptophyta; Magnoliopsida; Santalales; Ximeniaceae. Gene Ontology annotation, molecular function: protein binding.
AUGCUCUGUUUUUAUUUUCUGUGUUUUGAAAUUUUAAAGUGAAAAUGAUGGGAGUGUGAGUGUGACGUAAGUGCCACGUAACCAUGGGAUAAGAGUGAAGACUGUGAAAAGAGGAUCCGAAUUCCGGUAAUGGCUGUCCCCAUGCAUAAUUGGCGGGAGGCAGGUGGUAUGCUCUAGCUCCAGGGCCGCCAUGGCUCCUCCUGCUCUCUAAAUGGUUCUUGUUUGGAUUUGCGGCUUUUGGAUGGACUUGUGUUGGGGUUUUGGGUAUUAAUAUCUGGGUUUAGGGUUUAAUCCCGGCAGGGGGCUCCGCUUUUUCUAAGAGAGAGAGAGAACUGUUUGCCCUGUUUUCGGACCUGUUUUCCUGCGAGACGAAGAGGAGAUGAUGGUUGCGCCCUCGGAUUUAGCUAAAGAUCACAAGCCCAUUGCAGUUGGAUCACUAGCCAAAAAAGCAAGGACUCUCGAGAAUCAGCCAGUUGAGGAUCCUCCAGCGACAAGAUUCACAUGGACAAUUAUCAACUUUUCUCGGCUGAAAACAAAGAAGCUGUAUUCGGAAAUUUUUGUUUCCAGUGGUUAUAAAUGGCGUGGGCUAAUUUUUCCUAAGGGAAACAAUGUGGAUUAUUUGUCCUUGUAUUUGGAUGCUGCAGAUUCAGAUAGUUCACCAUAUGGUUGGAGUAGGCAUGUUCAGUUCAGCAUGACUUUGAUUGAUCAAAUUAAUAGUAGGCACUCUGUGAAAAAAGAUACAGAACACCGUUUCAAUGCUCAAAUAAAGGAUUGGGGUUUUAUGUCAUUCUUGCCAUUUAGUAAGCUAUAUAAUCCUAGAAGAGGGUAUAUUUUGAAUGAUACAUGUAUAAUUACAAUUGAGGUUUCUGUUCUUAAAAAUGAGUCUGAGACCAGAGUCGUACGCAAGGUAAAAAAAAUUAAACUCGAUGAGGAGAAAGGUCGGGAGGAGGAAAUAGAAAGAGAAAGUGGAGGAGCAGGAGGAGAAGAAAAAGAAGGAGAAAUGUGUGGAGAAAAAAAGAAAGGCAGGGAGGAAGAAGGUUCAGCUAACGAAGGGGAAGAUGGUGAGGGAGAUGUAAGAAAAGAAGAAGAAGACAGAGAAAAUAAAGAGGUAAAAAAAGCAGUAGAAGAAGAGGAGACUGGAGAAGCCAGAGAAACAGAAAAAAAAUCUAAAAAUAAAGAGAAGGAAGAGGCUGACAGAAAAGAGAAGGAAGUAGAAAAGGAGAAGAAGAGAGAGGCGUGUGGUGAACAGAAUGACCUGGCAUUUUUUAACUGCACUCAAAAAUCAGUGGCUGAGUUUCAGAGGAGCUCUUCAGCAGUCACCAAUUAUGGGGUUCAAGCUGAGUCAGAUAAUCCUGGUGCCUCUAUUAAGACUGAGUUGACUUUGCAUCAUGCUUCUCCUGAUGCGCAUACAUCAUUUCCUAAAGUAGAAGCAGCUGCUCAAACUGACCAUCGACUUCAAUGUCAAACUCCCCUUGAGGAUUUUGCUGCCUUGUUCAAGGAUAUUUCUGAAGUGGUCGGGGGGACUUCUCCUUUCUUAGUUUCUUCAGCUUGGAGAGAUACUGCUGCUGGUCCAGAUGUGGUGGAGAUCUCAAGAUCUCUCUCUCUGUUGAAGGAUGUGGCUAACAUAUCUUUUACAGAGAUCCCUGCUAACCUCCGGACCAAGUUAGCUUCUGCACUUCAUGUGCUUGUACGAGCCACUACCCUUUCGUCACUCCAAGCCUUUGCAAUCCAUCAGUUCUUCAAUCAAUUUGAAGCAUUGUGUAAAUCCUAUGAUUCCAAUGUUGUGGUCUUGGACUGCACUCGGCACUUCUUUGAUUCUAAGGAUAAGACCUUUGAAUCCUUGAAAAGAUUGAAUGAGACCCAAUUGAAGAUUAGAAGCUCAGUUGAUGGAAUCAGAAGGGAAAAGGAGUUGCUGCAGAGGCGAUUGAGAGAACUGGAGGACUCCGAGUCCCGACUGCUGGAAGACUACACUGCUGUUGGCAGGGAGGCUCAAGGAACCAAAGCUCAAUGGGAUGGACUGAUUGCAAAGAAUGCUGACAUGCUGGAGCAGAGAGAUAAGGCAGAGGAGGAAAAGGUUAGAAUAGAGACCAUGUGGACUGCAUUUGUUUCUCUUUUCAAAUGGGUAGAACAGGUUGAAAGCACUAUCACUCUAGACAACAAGCCAAUUAAGGAUAAUCCAACAUCAAGAUUCAAGUGGAAAAUUGUAAACUUUUCUAGAUUGGAUAAGGAGAAGUACUAUUCAGAGACUUUCGUUAUUGGUGGUUAUAAAUGGCGUGCGGUAAUUUUUCCUAAAGGAAACAAUGUAGACCAUUUGUCUUUGUAUUUGGAAGUUGCAGACUCAGCAACUUUGGCAUAUGGGUGGAGUAGAUAUGCACAUUUUAGCUUGGCUGUAGUCAAUCAAGUUCGUAAAAAGUACUCUGUGAUAAAAAGUACACAACACCAGUUCAAUGCUCUAGAAAGCGAUUGGGGCUUCAAUGUAUUCAUGCCGCUCAGUGAACUAAAUGAUCCUAGUCGAGGGUAUCUUGUGAAUGAUACAUGUAUAGUUAGAGGUAAGAUUGUUGUUCAUAAAGAUGAAUUGAUGAUCGGAGGAGAAAAGAGGACAGACAAAUUUGUACUAAACAAUAAGAAAGAAAGUAGAGAGGAAGAAUUAGAAAGAGGAGAGGGAGAAAAAGAACAAGGGAAAAUAGGUGAUGAAGGAGAGGAUCACAGGGAGAAAGUAGGUCCAAUUGAGGAAGCAAAAGAAGAGGGAAAGAAGGAACAGGAGGCUAAAGAAAAGACUGAAGAUUUAGCUAGAGAAACAGAGAAAUCUGAAAAUCAAGAGGGGAAGAAGAAGGCUGAAACAAAAGAGAAAGGACCUGAAAAAGAGAAGGAAGUGGCUUCUGGUAAACAUAUUGUCUUGGAAGCUUUUAAGUCUACUCAAACACAAGUGGCCGAGUAUGAAAACUUCUCAGAAUACUCACAAUAUGCUGAGUCAGACAAUCCUGAGAGCUCUGUUGAGUUUGGGAUGAUUCCAAUCUCUUAUUCAAGAACAACUAUGUUCCCAAGGACGACUUCUGCUGCUCAGAAUCUGAAGCAUGCUUCUGCUGCACAAGAAUCAUCGCUCAAACUAGCUUCUUCGGCAGCAAUCCAGACUGAUUCUCCAGUUCAAUCUCAAACGCCCUUGGAGGAUUUUUCUGCUUUAUUUGAGGAUAUUUCUAGAGUGUUUGGUGGUGCUUCUUCCUUCGUUUCAGCAAGAAAGGCUACUGGUUGUCCAGAUGCAGUAGAAAUCUCAAAAUCUCUCUCGUUAUUGAAGGCUUUGGCUGAUAUAUCUUUUUCAGAGAUUCCUUCCAACCUUCGGACUGAGCUAACUUCUGCACUUCAAGUUCUUGUUCAAACCACUACUCUUCCACUAACUCAAACAUUUGCAAUCUAUAAGUUCUUCAAUGAAUUUGAAGCCCUAUGCCAAUCCUACAACUCCAAUAUUGCAGUCUUUAACAACACUCGGCAGUUCUUUGAUUCGAAGGACAGGACCUUUGAGUCCUUACAGAGAUUGAACGAGUCUCAGUUGAAGAUUAAAAGGUCAAUCAAUGAAAUUAAAAGGGAAAAAGAGCGCCUGCUGAGGCAGUUGAGAGCAGUGGAGAAUUCUGAAUCCAGUUUGCUGGAGCACUACACUGUUAUUGGCGUAGAGGCUCAAGGACUCAAAGCUGAGUGGGAUGGGCUGAUUGCAAAGAAUGCUGACAUGCUUGAACAGAGAGAAAAGGCGGAGAUCGAAAAUGCCAGAAUAGAGACCACAUGGACAGACUUCAUUUCAUUUUUCAAAUGAUUGGUGAUGUAUUCGCGCUAGAUGCCUCUCCAUCACCAGACAACUCAUAAUUUUCCAUUGUGCUUGGUCUGCUGAACUGAACUUCAUCCCAGAAUGUGUUUUCUUCAAGGUAAUGUGGGCUGCAAUAUUAUGAUACAAUGAAUCCAGGAGAGCAGUAUGAGUCUAA